Messenger RNA from Momordica charantia (bitter melon), 1954 nucleotides. NCBI's taxonomy places the organism in Eukaryota, Viridiplantae, Streptophyta, Magnoliopsida, Cucurbitales, Cucurbitaceae. The record is from RefSeq and is a predicted model, not a curated record.
GGAGAAGGAAACUUUUCUUGCCCGCUGCCGCCGGAGAAUGGUUUUCUUAAUGCAACUUCUCUGCUGAAUUCUGAGAAGGCCGUCCAAGAACUUCUUCAACGGUCUCCGUUAAUGGAGACUGAUGACCACCUUGUUGAGUUCUCAGAGGCCUUGAGAACUGUUGCAAAAGCAUUAAGAAGGGCAGCUGAGGGAAAGGCUUCUGCACAAGCUGAGGCAGCUGAAUGGAAGCGAAAAUUCGAAUUGGAGAGGACAAGAAAUCUUCAACUUGAGCAUAAAGGGCAGUCACCUGCCGAACGAAAUGGUUAUUUGGAUAGUAAAAGAUCAAGGAAUCAAACCACAGAUGCUACAGAGCAAUCAGAAUGGUGUUGUGGAUCAAAUGGAAUAUGUUCUCAUGAAGUUCUUCAAGAUGGGGACAUUGAUUCUGUUUCUCAGAGGACGUCCAAAAAAUAUAUGAGAAAGGCAUCUUUUAAACUUUCUUGGUGCUGCCAUGGUGAGGAUAGUGAUCAACAUAAACAUGAUGUUGUCUCCUUUGAAAAAGGAAACAUAACAACUGCAGAGCGUAGCAGUCGACAGAUUUCUUUGAAGUGGGAAUCUCAACCUCAGACUGUGCUUAUAUUGACCAAACCAAACUCGAUAUCGGUUCGAAUUCUUUGUUUUGAGAUGGUCAGAUGGUUGAGAGAGCAUAAAGGUCUUCACAUUUAUGUUGAACCACGUGUGAAAAGCGAGCUUCUGAUGGAGUCGGAGUUCUUCAACUUUGUUCAAACAUGGAAAGAUGACGAGGAAAUUAUGCUCCUCCACACUAAAGUUGAUCUUGUGGUUACUCUUGGUGGAGACGGAACUGUACUUUGGGCAGCAUCAAUGUUUAAAGGACCAGUUCCUCCCCUUGUUCCGUUUUCUUUAGGGUCUCUGGGUUUUAUGACCCCUUUUUACAGCGAGCAUUACAGAGAAUGCUUGGAUUCAGUUCUAAAGGGUCCAAUCAGUAUCACACUGCGACACCGACUGCAGUGCCAUGUUAUUCGAGAGUCAGCGAGAAAUGAAUAUGAAACUGAAGAACCCAUACUCGUGCUGAACGAGGUUACAAUUGAUCGUGGAAUAUCGUCAUACCUUACAAAUUUGGAAUGUUAUUGUGACAAUUCAUUUGUAACUUGUGUCCAAGGGGAUGGACUAAUACUUUCAACAACUUCUGGCAGCACAGCAUAUUCAUUGGCUGCUGGGGGAUCAAUGGUACAUCCUCAGGUUCCUGGCAUUCUGUUCACCCCAAUAUGUCCGCAUUCAUUGUCUUUCCGACCCUUGAUAUUACCGGAGCACGUAACGAUACGCAUACAAGUCCCUUUCAAUAGCAGGGGCCAUGCAUGGGCGUCUUUUGACGGGAAGGACAGGAAGCAAUUAGCAGCAGGAGACGCACUUGUGUGCAGCAUGGCGCCAUGGCCAGUGCCCACAGCGUGCCAGGUAGAUUCGACAAACGACUUCUUACGCAGCAUUCACGAUGGCCUUCACUGGAAUCUAAGAAAGACACAGUCCUUUGACGGACCUCGAGAUGCAUAACCAAAUCACCCCAACAACUCUGCGGAAGAAAGCAGUUGAUCUGGUCGGUUGGUAUCUAUCUAACUUAUUUAUAUAUUAUGCCACAAAUCUUAGUUCUGCCUCAGAAACGAAUAGUUGUAGUAGUAGGGGGGAAGAUUAGGAAAGAAAAUCACUGAAUAACAGUGGUUUUCUUUGAUAUUAUUUAUGGAUUCAGCUCAAGGCUCAAGCUGAUGAGCCCAUAUCUUGAAUAAGGUGUAUAAUAGAAUCAGUGCUGACAAAUUUUUGAAAAGUAAGCAAUAGAUAUCAUUGUGAUCUUACUGUUCUUAGUAUGUAUGAUUAGUGUCAAAAAAAAGCCUGUAGAUGGAUCAAAAUGUACCUUUUUUUACAUGUAACAGUUUUUAUGUCAUAAAUCAAAGUUUGUCUUUCUAGA